UGGACAAAGUGACGCAGGAAUAUACCAGAGUGCACAUGGGGCGCAGAGACGAGUGAUGCAGCACCGGAGAGUCAAACACAUGGACUUAAAGUGUUGAUCUUUUACCGAUUUCAUUUGGCGUUGCUGGUGCGAGUGAGUCACGGUGGCUUUAUAAGCUCCGGACAGCCCUCUGCUCUGGAGUUUGGAGGUCUUUGGAGAGCGACACAUGCAGCAAGUAGUGGCAUUUCCAGCACUCACCCAGGAGGGUCCUACAGUGCCAGUGCGCCUCACCAUCAUGAGGUCCUUCUUCAUGCUGCUCCUUUCUCUUUUACUGGUGUCUGAUGGAUCCUCAGCAGUGAUUACAGGGGCCUGUGAGAAGGACUCCCAGUGUGGAGAGGGCAUGUGCUGCGCCAUGAGUUUGUGGAUCCGCAGCCUCCGUAUGUGCACCCCCAUGGGCCACGAGGGAGACGAGUGCCACCCGCUGAGCCAUAAAAUUCCAUAUUCGGGUAAAAGACUCCACCACACAUGCCCCUGUGUGUCCAACCUCGUGUGUAUCACCUUAGACGACGGGAAAUCGAAAUGUUUGUCGCCUUAUAAUUACCCAGACUACUACCUCUGA
This is a messenger RNA of Periophthalmus magnuspinnatus, 598 nucleotides long. RefSeq names its product prokineticin 2 (gene prok2). Lineage: Eukaryota; Metazoa; Chordata; Actinopteri; Gobiiformes; Gobiidae. The record is from RefSeq and is a predicted model, not a curated record. The coding region runs from base 206 to 598 and encodes 130 amino acids. The transcript has 3 exons.